ACUUCCCCAUUCUCUUACAAGGAAGUAUACUUUUAUACUGAUUAAGAGCUUGGGAGCUCCUGGCAUAUGCAGAGAACCGGUGCUUGUGAAAUCCAGCGUCCAUGGCUUCGACUGAGGAGAAGCAAUUGAAAACCCUGAAGAUUUUUACUAAAGAAGACUUCCAUACAGACUGGGUCAGGAUUGCAAGUGGCGGGUUCGGCCAAGUUUACAAAGUCAAGCACAAGUUAUGGAGGGAAGCGUUUGCAGUGAAAUGCUGUUCGUCAGGGUCUUACGACACCGGCCUGUACAGAAUCAUGAUAGAGGAAGCUUCCAAGAUGGAGAAAAUGAAAUUCCGAUACAUUGUCCCUGUUUACGGGAUCUGCAACGAUCCACCGGCCAUAGUGAUGGAGUACAUGAAGAAUGGCUCUUUGGACCAGAUACUCCCUACCCACAAUCUCAUGUGGUCCAAGAAGUUUGAGAUCCUCCACGAAGUAGCCCUGGGCAUGAAUUUCCUGCACAGUGCUACUCCACCCUUGCUUCAUCUCGACCUGAAACCCGGGAACAUCCUUCUAGAUGAAAACCUGCAUGUAAGGAUUUCAGAUUUUGGCUUGUCCAAAUGGAAGGAGUGUUCCAGCAGGAUGGAGUAUAUUGAGCUCUCUGCGAUCAGAGGAACGCUGAGCUACAUCCCCCCAGAGAUGUUUCUACAGAACAGCAAACCUCCAGGAACUAAAAAUGAUGUGUACAGCUUUGCCAUUGUGAUCUGGGAAGUCCUAACUCAGAAAAGGCCAUAUUCAGGAGCCAAUAUGAUGACGGUGAUAGUAAAAGUGGCCGCUGGGAGAAGACCCGGUAUGGAGGAUGUCCCAGAGGACAGGCCACAGGAGUGUGAGCAGAUGAUCAACUUGAUGCAACGGUGCUGGUGUCAGGAGUCAAGUCGGAGACCUUGUUUUGCAGACAUUACCAAAGAAACAGAGGUCCUCCAUGAGAUGCUGAAAACACCAAACCUGGGUCAGAGACCAAAAGAAAAGGCAAAAUCACACCAGCUUCUCUACUGCAAAACCUCCAACAGCAUUAAAGUACCUAAGAUGGCACCAAACACAGAAAUAAGCAAUGAAAGUGAUGAAGAAGGAUCUGAAAAAGACAUCAUUAGCACAAUGACAAAAAGAGACCUCUCUAUUUUCAAGAAGGUACUGAAGGAAGAACACGUGACCAUGGUUUUUGAGGACAACUACUCCUUGCUUCACUAUGCUCUUGCCACGGGAGACACAGAGAUUGUAAAGGAAGUUCUGAGUUUUGGGUCAAAGGUAGACUCCCAAAGUGUCAAUGGGUACACGCCUUUGAUUAUAGCUGCUCUAUAUAAAUAUCUAGACUUGUGCUCAUUGUUAAUUGAGCAUAAAGCAAAUGUGAACUUGAGUGAUGAGGACAAGUGGACCCCUCUCCAUUUUGCCGCUCAGAAUGGUGAUGACAGGAUUGUGCGCCUCCUUUUAGACAACGAUGCAGACGUGAACGCCAAAGAGCGUGACGGUUGGACGCCUCUUCAUUUGGCAACUCAGAACGGCCAUGAAAACGUUGUCCGGGUCCUCCUCCCACGCCAAGCCGCCAUUGACCUUCAGGAGAACGAGAACCGGACAGCCCUUCACAUUGCAGCCGCUUUUGGCCACAUCAAUAUCCUCAAACUGCUGCUAAGCCAAGGAGCCGACCUGAACAAAAAACAGAAGGGCUGUCAGACGGCUCUGCAUCUGGCCUCGGAAAAAGGACACUUUAGAGUUGCGAGGCUUUUGGUGAAAAGUGGGGCAGACCUAAACAGUAUGGAUAGCAACCAUUACACUGUCCUACACAUGGCUGCUUUAAAGGGAUACAACGGAAUAUGUAGGCACCUGCUAAAGCACAGUGCGAAUCCAAAUCUGACAACCAUGCAUGGAUGGACACCCUUGCACCUUGCUGCUUUUAAUGGCCAUGCAGUCACGGUUCGGCUGCUGAAGGAAUACCAUGCGAAGCUCAAUGUCAGGGGAGACAUGGGGUGGACGCCUUUGCAUUUGGCCACUCGCAGCGGCCUAGAAGAGGUCAUUUCUGAGCUUCUUGAGGCAGGGGCUGACCCCAACAUCGCAGAGGAAUCCGGAUGGACGCCGCUCCAUCUGGCUAUCCAGAGAGAGAGCUUUCUCAGUGUCCUCAAGCUGAUCGACCAUCGUGCGAACGUCAAUGCCAGAAACAGGUACGGGUGGACUCCUUUGCACAUCGCAGCACUGAAGGGGAAUGCCCCAAUAGCAAAGGCUUUAUUAAUGAACAGUGCUGAGCUAACCCAGGAUUUAAGCGGCUGUACUGCACUUCAAUUAGCAGUGAGAAACCAGAAGGAGAACAUUGUAAAGUUGCUCAAAGGUGAGGAAGAUACAGAAGAUGGUAGUUCUCAAUUAACAUUUAAAUAACACACAUACUAGCUUUGUUUCCAUCAAGGCUAUAUUGUCGAGCUCUCUGUUUUAGUGGCAGCGGUAAUCUGGCAAGCAGACACAGCCUGGAUAUAAUGAUGAUUCUUAAAAAUCACGGGGAGCAGUACAGGUCACUAACAGAAGAAAAUAAGUCACACAUGCUAUGAGGAUCCUUCACAAAGCAGGUGACUCAUACCUGUAUUGGCUCGUUACUGGAAUGUGGAACCUGCUUGAUUCCUGUUAUGAUGCUCUCACCCUCAUUCCAGUCUCAAUAAACAGGGCAAAAGUUUCUGGUGCCUUUUGCAAUCUCAUGGGGAGACAGCAGAAUCCGUAACAGUCGUUCAUCCAACAACACUACCUGUAAACUAGCCAACUGAGACAGUUCAACAAGUUGUCACAUUCAAUAUAUACAAGACAGUGAUGAUUUUAUUUAGCAACAAUGGGUAAUAUACUGCAGACUAAGCUAAGAAACUAAUCCUAUAAAGCCCUGCAUGCUUGUUAAUCUGGAAGGAUAGCUAUUAUGGACAGAGCGCACUUGCCCUGCAGGGCUCUAGUGACUGCCUGACUUCAGUGCCAUUUCCUAUUUCAAAAACAACAGCAGAGUAAUUGGAUUUUAUGGAAAUGUCCCCAUUGUAACUAUCUGGCAAAGAUCUCCCUGUGAUCAAAUAAUAUGUGAAAAGACAGACCAGUCCUUUGUCACCAGCUUUAAAGGUAUUUGUUGUCUGAUUAGUUUGUUAUCUGAAAGAAUUCUCUUGCAAGUGUUCAGAAAGCAAAAGCCAGCUUCUGGGCUGAAGUGAUUUUUUACAAGAGUAGUUUAUUGAAUUUCUAGGCUGUAUAAAUUGUAAUGAUUUUGUAUAAUAAAACCGAAAGGCAUGUAUUUGUAGAUUACAGUGUUAUACAUUAUUUAAGAUUUUUUUUUUUUUUUUUAACUUCAGAAAUGAAAGAGUUUAAUAAUUCUAAAGCACUUAUUCCAAGAGUAUGUCAAAGAAUAAUCCUCUAAUUUGUGCUGCUGUGAUGAAACAACUAAAUCAUUCAAUGCAUUAGAACCUGCCACUGUGAGUUUGCACAGGCAUGGGGCAUUUAUUCUGUGCUUUUCCCGUGGUUGUUAUGCAUUUUCGUUGGUUUGUUAAGUUUAUUUUUUUACAUGCUUUGCCAUAUCUCUCUGGGCUUUACCAUGCUUUCACUGUGCUUCAUUACACUUUUCUGUGCUUUGACUGCGAUAAGCAUUUAUAUGAGAACCACCUUAUGAAAGGAAACAAGACGCUAGGAUCAUUGUAUUAACUGCCUAGAAUGGGAACCCAUGUCACAGGAAUAUAUUAACGGCAAGAGAAAACUGAGCCACUUACCCCUGACUGGUGGCUGCUGUUCUGGUAACAGGUUAGGAGGCUUGUAUGUUUAACAAUGCUAAAAAGUAUAUAUUUGGCACAUUUGGAUAAAAUAAAUAAAUACGCACAACAGUUGUUGUGUCUGCCUCUGUUCAGCUGUAACCUGGUCUUUUGUGUCUU
Molecule: messenger RNA, 3904 nt
Organism: Polyodon spathula (Mississippi paddlefish)
Lineage: Eukaryota; Metazoa; Chordata; Actinopteri; Acipenseriformes; Polyodontidae
Gene: ankk1
Product: ankyrin repeat and kinase domain containing 1
Exons: 8
Coding region: 102-2399 (765 amino acids)
Biological process (GO): regulation of cell cycle process; protein phosphorylation
Cellular component (GO): cytoplasm
Molecular function (GO): protein kinase activity; protein binding; ATP binding
Source: RefSeq, a predicted model, not a curated record